Molecule: messenger RNA, 1662 nt
Organism: Equus quagga
Lineage: Eukaryota; Metazoa; Chordata; Mammalia; Perissodactyla; Equidae
Gene: HOXC6
Product: homeobox C6
Exons: 3
Coding region: 1-807 (268 amino acids)
Biological process (GO): regulation of transcription by RNA polymerase II; anterior/posterior pattern specification
Cellular component (GO): nucleus
Molecular function (GO): DNA-binding transcription factor activity, RNA polymerase II-specific; RNA polymerase II cis-regulatory region sequence-specific DNA binding
Source: RefSeq, a predicted model, not a curated record
AUGGUCUUGGGGGAAAGUGUCAUUUUCUCUGAGAAAGGAGCUAGGGCGCUUCGAGGGUUCUGGAGCCUGCUCUCUAGUCCCACCCAUCCUGCUCCCUCCGCAGCACUGCCCAGGGCCGGGGCAAGCGCUCUCUGCUCUUCAGACCACGACCAGGACGUCCUCCCCAACGUCGCCCUCAAUUCCACCGCCUACGAUCCAGUGAGGCAUUUCUCGACCUAUGGAGCGGCCGUUGCCCAGAACCGGAUCUACUCGACUCCCUUUUAUUCGCCACAGGAGAAUGUCGUGUUCAGUUCCAGCCGGGGGCCGUAUGACUAUGGAUCUAAUUCCUUUUACCAGGAGAAAGACAUGCUCUCAAACUGCAGACAAAACACCUUAGGACAUAACACACAGACCUCAAUCGCUCAGGAUUUUAGUUCUGAGCAGGGCAGGACUGCGCCCCAGGACCAGAAAGCCAGUAUCCAGAUUUACCCCUGGAUGCAGCGAAUGAAUUCGCACAGUGGGGUCGGCUACGGAGCGGACCGGAGGCGCGGCCGCCAGAUCUACUCGCGGUACCAGACCCUGGAACUGGAGAAGGAAUUUCACUUCAACCGCUACCUAACGCGGCGCCGGCGCAUCGAGAUCGCCAAUGCGCUCUGCCUGACCGAGCGACAGAUCAAAAUCUGGUUCCAGAAUCGCCGGAUGAAGUGGAAAAAAGAAUCUAAUCUCACGUCCACGCUCUCGGGGGGCGGCGGAGGGGCCGCGGCCGACAGCCUGGGCGGAAAAGAGGAAAAGCGGGAAGAGACAGAAGAGGAGAAGCAGAAAGAGUGACCAGGACUGUCCCUGCCACCCCUCUCUCUCCUUCUCCCUCGCUCCCCGCAACUCCCUCCUAAUCACACACUCUGUAUUUAUCACUGGCACAAUUGAUGUGUUUUGACUCCCUAAAACAAAAUUAGGAGUCAGAUAUGGACCUGCAAGUCAACUCUGGACCCUCUCCCUGACCGCACAAACUCUCUCACCACGCGUCUUCUCCUCCCUGCUCCCUGCUAGCUCCUUCUCGGCUCGUCUACAGGCCCCUUCCCCCGCCCAGGCCUUGGGGGCUCCGUCCCUGAACCUCGCUUCAGACUCCAGGGAUCUCCCUCCAAAUGAGGACUUGGCCCCCCACCCUCUCGGCGCCCCCACCCCGCCCCCGCGCAGAGAGCCGGCUCGGGCCCGGGCCUUGGCUCCGGGGCCUCAGGGCCCGGCCUGGCAGCGGGGAGGGCGGGAGGCCCAAGGAGGGCGCGUCGUGGCCCCGCAGCAACCCCCAGGGCCUCCCCGCAGCCCCUGCCCGGCCCCUCUGCCCCAGCAAAUGCCCAGCCCAGGCGAAUUGUAUUUAAAGAAUCCUGGGGGUCAUUAUGGCAUAUUACAAACUGUGACCGUUUCUGUGUGAAUAUUUUUAGCUGUAUUUGUGGUCUCUGUAUUUAUAUUUAUGUUUAGCAGCGUCCGUGUUCCAAUCCCAUCUUAAAAAGGAAAAAAAAAAGAGGGAAAAUUACAAAAAGAGAGAAAAAAAGUGAAUGACGUUUGUUUAGCCAGUAGGAGAAAAAAAAUAAAUUAAAAAAAUCCCCUCGUGUUACCCUCCUGUAUAAAUCCGACCUCUGGAUCCGUUCUCGAAUAUUUAAUAAAACUGAUAUUAUUUUUAAAAGUUUA